Messenger RNA from Brachypodium distachyon (stiff brome), 2410 nucleotides. Its product is annotated as probable cysteine desulfurase. The transcript has 4 exons. The coding region runs from base 343 to 2217 and encodes 624 amino acids. The record is from RefSeq and is a predicted model, not a curated record. Lineage: Eukaryota; Viridiplantae; Streptophyta; Magnoliopsida; Poales; Poaceae.
CACGUGAAGCCAGUGAUGGCCUGAUAGCUAUAUAUACACUACAUACGUGCCCUUCCAAGCUACUAACAUCCUUCAUUAAGCUCCCAUCACAGAUACUAGACAAAAGGUGCAAGCUAAUAUCCUUCAAGCCCCCAUCAAAGACAUUAGACAGAAGGUGCAAGCUAAUAUCCUUCAAGCUCGCACCACAGCUAUAUCAGAUAUCAUAGAAGCCAUUUAAUUGCCACUAUUUGUGCUAAUCGCCAUUAAUUUGCCAUUUGUCACGACAGAUAUACUGCCUGCAUACGUACUCUCACUCUCCAAGUCUCCAUAUAUUACUUCCUUAAGAGAAUCAUAUAUACACCAAUGCCUUCUCUCCCAGAUGCUGCGCCUGCGCCAUCCGUGACGCCGGCGGAUCCCACGGCGGACGCCAUGAGCGCCGCCACCCUACUCCACCUAAUCGGCGCCACAGAAGCUACCUCAUCAGACUCCAAGAUCUCAUGGCUCCGUUCCCAGCUAAUCGGCAAGGACGCCGAGUUCUACACCCCCUUCGGCCGGCGCCUCCUAACAUACGCCGACCAGACGGCCUCAGGCCGCAGCCUCCAUUACAUCGAGGACUACAUCCUCAACGAAGUGCUCCCGUUCUACGGGAACACGCACACGGAGGACAGCCACGUGGGGGGCAAGACGACGCGCCUGGUCCACAAGGCAGCCCGCUACGUCAAGCGCUGCACGGGCGCGGGGCCCGGGGACGCGCUCAUCUUCUCCGGCGCCGGCGCCACCGCGGCCAUCAAGCGCCUCCAGGAGCUCAUCGGCGUGUCCCCGCCCUGCGGCGCCGGGACGCGCGAGAGGGUUAAGGCCGGGAUGCGGGAAGAAGAGCGGUGGGUGGUCUUUGUUGGGCCCUAUGAGCACCACUCGAAUUUGCUGUCGUGGCGGCAGAGCCUGGCGGAGGUUGUGGAGAUCGGCGUCGAUGAAGAUGGGCUCGUCGAUGUCGGCGCGCUCAGGCGGGCCUUGGGCUCGCCGGAGUAUGCCAACCGGCCCAUGCUUGGGUCUUUCUCGGCGUGUAGUAAUGUUACUGGGAUCUUGACGGACACCCGGGAGCUUGCCCGGGUUUUGCAUCAGCAUGGCGCGUUUGCCUGCUUCGACUUCGCUGCCAGCGGUCCGUACGUGAAGAUCGACAUGAAAUCCGGCGAAAUCGACGGCUACGACGCCGUCUUCUUGAGCCCUCACAAGUUCGUCGGCGGCCCAGGCACGCCAGGCAUCCUCCUGAUGAACAAAUCUCUCUACAGACUCAAUGCUCAGCCCCCCUCCACCUGCGGAGGCGGCACCGUGGCCUAUGUCAAUGGCUUCAACGAGGAGGACACAUUGUACUACGAGGACAUCGAGGAGCGGGAGGAUGCCGGCACACCGCCAAUAAUCCAAAAAAUCCGUGCAUCUCUUGCAUUUUGGGUCAAGGAGUACAUUGGUUAUGACACGAUGGGGCUCCGGGAGCGAGUCUACUCUGAAAUGGCGAUGAAAAGGCUUCUCCAGAACCCAAAUGUCAAGGUGCUGGGGAACACAAGCGUUCACCGUCUGCCAAUCUUCUCAUUCCUGAUCUACCCAUCACUGACGGAUAAACUAUCUGGUCAGCCCGUUUCUGAUACGCUGUUGGAGAAUGCCAGGCGCAAGCAAUUGCCUCUCCAUGGCCGUUUUGUGACCAGGCUUCUGAACGAUCUUUUCGGCAUCCAAGCCAGGGGAGGCUGUGCUUGCGCAGGGCCAUAUGGCCAUAUCCUGCUCAAUGUCGACAACGAGCUCUCCCUUCAUAUUCGAUCCGCUAUUCUUAAGGGGUAUAGUGGGCUGAAGCCAGGAUGGACCAGGCUGAGCUUCUCUUACUACCUCUCAAAGGAGGAGUUCAGGUUCAUCCUCUCUGCCAUCGAGUUCGUAGCGGCCUAUGGCCAUCGAUUCCUCCCAUUGUACAGGUUCGACUGGAUCAGCGGCAGCUGGACCUUCAGGAAGCAGGCAGUCAAGUACCACAUCAUGAUGGAGGAACUGUCCCUUGGCACAGAGGUAUCCAAGCUUCAGAAUGACCAGCAGGCCAAGGUUGCAGAUAAGCUGGACAUGAAGACCGAGGCUGGUCAUAGCAAGUUUGAGAGAUACUUGGAGAGUGCCAAGAAAAUAGCACUCUCCUUGCCGGAUGUUAGUAAUCAGAUCGUCAGCAUUCCAAAAGGAGUUGACCCUGACUUGGUUCUUUUCCAUGUGUAGAAAUUUAAUUAGAUAAGUACAUAUAUAUACUCUGUGACUACAGCUUGGUAGAGCAGCUUGCCAAUUGCAAUCGUAGGUAGGUAUUGUAACAGCUAGAAUGUUACUCCAAUUUUUUGAAAUUCAAUCCCUCUGUAAAGAAAAUUGAUGUUAAUUCUCUAGUUUCCAUACCAGCUAGCACAGUUUUCUGUACUCC